Messenger RNA from Rotaria sordida, 699 nucleotides. The record is from the annotation of a GenBank genome assembly. Lineage: Eukaryota; Metazoa; Rotifera; Eurotatoria; Philodinida; Philodinidae.
AUGAUUUCAUUUUCAAUAGAUUUAAAUGGUUUUUACCAAUGGAUAUUUGAUCUUCAUGUUUAUACUAAAAAUCAACAAUUCAGAUUAUACAAAGCAACGAAAUUUGGACAAGAUAAUCCUUUAUUAACAACAUCUGAUUUUCCUUUCAAUGGACAAAAUGAACAACAUGAUAUGUUUAUGAAUAAUAUCAUCAAUUAUGAUUCAAAUUUGAAUCAUGCAUUAAUAUCUUACACGAUAAAUAAUACAAAUCUUUUAAUCUUUUCAUAUAAUGAGAGUAAAUGGUCAUUAACCGACCGACAUAAAAAUCACAUAAUGAACUUAACUACUACAAAUUAUUUUACAUCUUUAACUAUAUCAAACACAUCUGCAUGCGUAGCUAAUCGAGUAAAAAGAACAACUACAAUAAAUACAACUGAAGUAUCCAACAAACAAGAUCAUUUUAAAAAUUUUAUUUCAAAAUUAAUAGCAAAAACAUAUCAUACAAAUGGUUACGUACUAUCAUGUCAACAAGGGACUAAAAAUCACUCGUUAUUAUUUUAUAACAUUGGUGGUGAAUUUCGCUUUUGUGAACGAUUACAACGUCAUCAUAAGUCAAAUCACACUUGUAUUGUUAUUGGUACUGUUACAUAUAAAUAUCAAAUUAAAUGUAAAGAUCCGGAUUGUAGAAACUUCAAACCACCAUGGAAAGACAUUUCUUAA